This is a messenger RNA of Dicrocoelium dendriticum, 2490 nucleotides long. The record is from the annotation of a GenBank genome assembly. Lineage: Eukaryota; Metazoa; Platyhelminthes; Trematoda; Plagiorchiida; Dicrocoeliidae.
ACUCGCUUUUCUCGUGGUAAGCGGGCGCGCCAUAGCUUUAGCAAUGAGCAAAAGAAUACUUGCCAUAUCCGACGGUUCCGAUUCGUACUCGUGGUCGCGCCAUUCACGAUCUCCAGAAUCAACCCCACGUAAACGCAAAAGCCGAUGGUCGUCGGCCUCGGACUCCGAUCGCACUUUCAUUCCUGGUAUGCCGACACAGCUGCCUCCCAACCUGACGCCACAGCAAGAGAGGAUUUACAUAAUUCAACUUCAAAUUGAAGAUAUUUCUCGGAGGUUGAAGAGCGGUGAUUUGGGCAUUCCUAAGAAUCCAGAGGACAGAUCGCCUUCUCCAGAGCCAAUAUACAGCAGUGAAGGAAAACGGCUAAACACCAGGGAAUACCGUACACGCAAAAAGAUGGAGGAUGAACGUCACAGUUUGGUGCAGCAGCUGAUGGAACUGAACCCGGAUUACAAGCCCCCUUCAGACUACAAGCCACCACAAAAUCGGAUCACCGAUAAGGUGUUCAUUCCUCAAGAUAAUCACCCGGAUAUCAACUUUGUGGGGCUUCUGAUCGGUCCCCGUGGUAAUACCCUGAAAGCGUUGGAGAAGGAAACGGGAGCAAAAGUCAUCAUCCGUGGCAAAGGGUCAGUAAAAGAAGGGAAAGUGGGCAGACGUGAUGGGCUUCCUAUGCCAGGUGAAGAUGAACCGCUACACGCUUUCGUCUCUGCUCCUAUCGCUGAGGCGGUUGAAAAGGCAGUGAGAAAAAUUAACGAAAUCAUCCGUCAAGGCAUCGAGGUUCCCGAGAGUCAAAAUGAUCUACGCAAAGCACAGCUUCGCGAAUUAGCUUUAUUAAAUGGCACUCUCCGAGAACACGAGGGUUUGAUGAAACUUCGAGCUAUGGCCGAGGCUCAAACAAUCGCCACCAAUAAAAUUCAGUGUGGAAUCUGCGGUGGUGCUGGACAUUUGUCUACUGAUUGUAAAGUCAACAUGGGUGGUGUGGCUUACAUGGAUCAGCUCAACGCCAACCCAGAACGAGCGAAGAUGGACAGCGAAUAUUCAGCAUUGAUGGCCGAAUUAGGUGUUGGGGCAGGAUCGAUGUUGGCUUCAGGAAUGGGCCGCUUGGCUGGACUACGUGCCCAGGGUUCUCGACCACCCCGCCAACCCCCUCCGCCCGGAAUCGCACCUUCUGAGGAUGACGAUGAUGGUGACACUGGCACGUCCACGGUAAAUGGAAGCACGACCACUUCAGUAUCUGUCGCACCGGUCCCACCCGUUUCUGAAAACUAUACAUAUGGGUUACCUCCUCCUCCAGCGUUACCUGGAUCGCAGUAUCCACCUAUGGUCUCAACAGCUGCUGUUUGGCCCGGUCAACCUAUGAUGAUGCAGCCGGUUGCUGGUGCUUAUGCCCCCAUGCCAGUAUACCCACCAGUUUCGGUCACAGGAACUGGCGUCUACACGGUGCCAACCUCCGAGGGCGCCAAUUCAUCCUCCGCGCUGUGGCAAUCCGUUGACCCAACGCAAGUCUCAUGGGGAGACCCAGCUGCAAUGGGCUAUGCAGCUCCUGGAAUGAUGUCUACUGCAUAUGCACCAGUUGCCGGCUCCUAUUGGGGUGGUGUUUAUCCCCAAGUACUCCCGGCUCCUCCACCGCCUCCACCUCCACCAGGUGUGUGAGAAAAAAUGCAGCUCUUAUGUACAAACCCUUGACGCUGUUUUACAUCAAUAAUCAUGAUUGUCCCUUCUGCCUUCCUCUCCUGUUCCAUCUGUUGUACAAAAAAUGGCCACUAAUGUCAUGGCAUCCUCCUCACUCCAUACUCGCCCCUAUCCUAUCACUUCAACAAUUCUGGCAGCCUGUUGAGUCUUCGUAUUAACUAGUUUCGUUUUUGAGUCUGUGUGCGCACUCCACAUAGCGCAUUGUCAAAUAAAACGUUUGAGGUCAUUUACUGUCUGAGUGGAUCUUACCCCGGUUUUUAAUUCGGGACUUUCCUCUUUCUCGUUACUCUCCAUACUGAGCGGAGCGCUUCACGUAAACAAUUUGUGAUACAAUUCUUCACAGUCGGGGUGCACUCUAUAUAUUUUCCUGGCGUCAAUUUUCUACUCACCAAAAUUGUAACUUCCACUGUGCCACGUUUGUGCUUUGGAACAGCUUAAGCUUUGAUGCACAAUUCGAAUUCUACUUGUUCGGAUUUAUCUGAUUUCCUGACUGCGGCAUAUCCAAACUUUUCAGCUAGUUUGAUCAACUGUUCACUCGUUAAUGAUCGUUGGGGCGACCAGGGCUAUUCGGUUCAUCGGUUUUGGAUUCAAUUGCACAGGCUGGUUUUAACUGAAUUAGUCCAUUAUCGCCCGUUGUAUUUACUUGCACUCUACCGAGCAUGUACUAAACUUCAGCGCUCUUUGUUCUAAUUCCUACUUCCACCAUUUUCUCAAGUUGCUGUCUGCUUACACUCUCGAGUUCUGUGCGGUGCUUCUGACCGCGUUUAGCUCAUAUAUUCAGCUCGCGAUGUAUAGGUGUU